UUAGCUGCGGGCGAUCGCAGCCCUGGUUUUCUAGUUUCUAUUUUGGUCGAGCGCUGUGUUUUAUUUAUGUUUGCCAUGGGAAAAUAGUGAUGUUAAUAGUGCUCAAAUAGGUACACCUGGUUAAAAUAAAGGGCCCCUUAAGCGGCUGACCCCAACAACACGAAUGCGGCGCUAGCGUAAACAAGUAUUUCGGAAUACUCGGAGUGCAGUUCGCGUCGGCCAGAAAUUGGAAAAUCGGGAAAUAAAUAGUGAAAAUUGUGCUCUUUUUGGUAUAUAACUAAUUGUGUAUAUUAAUAUUAAGGGUGAAAUAGCCACAAAAGCAACGAAAGUGUGGGAGAGUCCACUAUUACUCACUAUUCUAUUUUUGCUCAACGAACGACAACGAACAACAACAAACGGAGCAACAAAUGUUUGUUAAAACGAAACGUAGCUGAAGUUGAAGCAAUCUAGUGCGGAUCCGGAGCAGCCUUGAACAGCCCGAGCAUGGAUCAGCCACUGGUGGUGCAGGCGGAGUACUCCUUCAUGGGCAGCAACAACGACGAGUUGUGCUUCCAGAAGGGCGAUCUCAUCACGGUCACCCAGCGGGAGGACGGCGGCUGGUGGGAGGGAACGCUGAACGACAAGACUGGCUGGUUCCCCAGCAACUAUGUGAACGAGUGCAAGGUGCAGCUGCCCCUGGCGGAGACCAUUCGCCCGCCGGAGGAGAUCCAGGAGUACCGCUCCGUGGUCCUCAAGGAUCUGCUCGACUCGGAGCGAGCCCACGUGGCCGAGCUGCAGGGUCUGCUCGAGAACUUCCUAGAGCCCAUGCAACAGACGCAGAUACUCAGCCAAGAUGAGUACGCCCAGCUGAUGUGCAACUUUGUGGAGAUCGUGCGAACGCACGAGGACCUGCUUAUCCAGAUCGAGGAGUGCAACGAUCGGGUGGGAAAGCUAUUCCUCACCAGUGCCCCCUUGAUGAAGAAGGUCCACCAGGCCUAUUGUGCCGCCCAUCCAAAGGCCAUUGUCAUUUUGGAUAAGUACAAGGAUGAUUUGGAGAAGUACAUGGAGCGACAGGGAGCAGCCACUCCGGGAUUACUUGUGCUUACCACGGGUCUUUCAAAACCCUUUCGCAGACUGGACAAAUAUUCGGCCAUGCUGCAGGAACUGGAGCGGCACAUGGAGAGCAGUCAUCCAGAUCGAGGCGACACCCAAAGGAGUGUGGCUGUGUACAAGGAUAUAGCUGCCACCUGUUCGGCCACGCGUCGUCAAAAGGAACUGGAGCUGCAGGUGCUCACAGGACCAGUGCGUGGAUGGCAGGGCCAGGAGUUAAGCACCCUCGGAGACAUUAUCCACAUGGGCAGCGUGGCAGUUGGAGCAGAUCACCGCGAUCGCUACUUUGUGCUCUUCCCGCAAACAUUGCUAUUCCUGAGCGUUAGUCAGCGGAUGAGUGCGUUUAUCUACGAGGGUAAACUUCCUCUGACUGGAAUCAUUGUGAAUCGCUUGGAGGACACGGACUCCAUCAAGAACGCCUUUGAAAUCAGCAGUCCCUUGAUCGAUCGCAUUGUGGCUGUUUGCCAGGGUCCGAAUGAGGCCAACAAGUGGGUGGAGCUGCUCAAUGCCAACAAUCCCAGCCUGCCGAUGGGCAUCAAGCGGCAGCUGAGCAACCUGAGCAACUCAUCGCUGGGACACCUGAAUGCCGCCCAUCUGAGUCAACAUUUGGAUUCACGUGGCUACUGCACGCGGUUCUCGCUCUGUGCCUACUAUUCCGGUCCGCCGUGUUUUGUGCGCCCCCUUCGACUGACCCUGCCCCCCAGCAAUUACCCGCCCACGGCGCCGUACGCCAAUCUCAGUGCCCACUUUGCGCGGCUGGUGAAGAGCGGCGGAUUGAGGAGUGCGAUUGUGAAGAUGCUGCUCUAUCCGCAGGCUCGCCAGAGCAUCGAUCUCAAGCGGAUUGCGCUGCGCAAGAAGCGCUGCCACAAGGCGGCCGCCAAGUUGAAGGAUCUCAAUGCCAACCAGGAUUCGGGGCAGUCGGAACUGGAGCGGCAGGAUGCCAUCGAGCUGCGCACGGAUUCGGAGAGCUACGAUGACGAAUUCGAGGAUGACUUCUUGCAUUCCUGCGACUCGGAUCCGUUUGAAUACGUGCAGUUUUACCAGAACAGGCGCAACGAUUCCAUGUGCAACUCCGCGGGCACUUUUGUGGACCAUGGCCCGAGUGGCAGGAGGCACUGCUCCUCGAUAAAUCUCAUUAAACUGGAUUCCGUGGACACGGACGAGGUGUUGGCACAAAAUGAGCUGAAAAAGGAGUCGCUUGUUAUUGGUUCCAGGGCUCUGAGAGCUCUGGCUCGCAAAUCCACUACUCGGAAUUCCAGUGUGCACACUUCCACGGCAACUUUGGAGCUUGGAGUGGGUGGCAGCAUCACCAACUGCGUGGAGGAGGGACCUGAGCUAAAGCAAUCCUUCUCCCUGCAGCAGCAGAGCUCCGAUGCCAGUUCCAUGUAUGCAGGUCGGUUGGGCGGCGCUUUCACCGCCUGCGAGAACCUGGCCAGCAUGCCCGAUGAUCUCAGCCUGGAGUCGAGUGCCCAAGAGCCACCCACUCCACUGCCAGCUUCGCCGACGGAACGGCACAGCAUGCCCACCAUUUUUGUGGGCAAUCGUUUUAACCAGAGCGCAAAUACAGAGGUCUAUGUGCCCACGUGGCGCGAUCGCCAGGAGAUGCAGAAGCAGAGUGUGGAUGCGGAGCAGGAGGACGAACUGCACUCCAGUUCCAUGGAUCUGCCAGCUGCAUGUCGCACUGCUCCGGAUAAACUGCAAGCGGAGUUGCUCUACAACUACGACGAGGCUCUUGAUAAUCCUUUACAGCUGCAGCGGGAGCUCACUCCCUUUCCAAAGAUGAUACUCAACUCGGAUAAAAGGGUUUCCCACAAGAGCGACAGUCCCUCGACGGGUAAUCCCAAGUCAGAGGCGAAUCCCGCCACAAGAAGUAGUUCCACCACGGAGCUUUGCAUUGAUACUGCCUCGAAAAAGCGCAAUCCACCGCCGGAGAGGAGCAGGGAUUCCAUAAGACGCUGCAUUAGCUAUCAGUUCCUGCAGAUGUCCAAUCGCCCGGCUCCUCCACCGCCUCCGCCACGCAGAGAUCCGGAUCUCCACCUGGACACCAAGUGCCGCUGCUGCGAGAGCUCCCAGUGUCCCAGUCCGCGAUCCAGUGACAGCGGAAUGGCGGGCAGUUGCACCAUUACCUCACCGGAUCCUCCCAAUCCGGAAUGCUACUUUCCCCUCGAAGCAGCUGGCCAGGAUAUGCUGGACAAUGUGGAGCCGGAGAGGUUCGAUGUGUGCGGAAUGUUUAGAGAGAAGUUCCUCACCCCGGAGGCCACUCAAGAUGUGGCAGAUUCUGUGGAGGAGCAGCCUCCACUGCCAGAGGAACCCACCACUCCCACGAACCGCAAAGAGGAAUCCACUUGCAUAAGUUCCGCUCAAGUGCAAGUGAACUCGAGGAGUAUUUUCCUGCCCUCCAGCGCGAGCAUGGAUGAGACUACCCGGAGUGUCCCGUCCAACGAUCUCCUGUUUAGCUCGAGCUCCGAGGAUCGGCUCGAGGAUCGAGGACCGACCUUCCGAUCCGGGAUGUAUGCGCACUGGUGGAAGAAGGAGCGCCUGCCGCCGGAGGUGGUUCGCGGCAUCGCACACGCCUACAACAAGAGCCUGCCCUCCAAGGACUCGAAGGACUCGGGAUCGGUGUGCUCCAGCUGCUUCUGCUCGCUGGGAGCCAGCGGCUAUAGCGAGGGUGCACUGUACUGCUCGGUGUGCCAGAAUUGCGCAGACUACUACAAUGGGAGUGCCACCAGUACCACCAAUACGACGACCACCACGUCAUCCUCCAGUUGUCCGCUGUGCAGCGAGGACGAGGGGAUGAUCGCCUCCAUCCACGACUCCUCCUCGAUCGAUUGCCCCAUUUGCAUGGGACACAGUGCUUCCGGCGCCGAAGAAGGCAAGCAAACCGAAGUGGAUCGACCAGGUGGACCAGGUGGCCAAAGGAGGUGUCUCCUCGAUGGGCAUCCGGUUCUCCUGGCCGGCGGCGUUUGUUCCGUGCACGUGUUCCGUUUGAUUGUUUUGUAAAUUCGUUUUGCUCUCUCAUGUUCAUGUUCCAAAAACAAACCCUAAUGCUCAGACCAACCAUAAAACCAUUUGGCCAAAAGCAGCACGUCCAAAAAGAAAACCAGUCACCAUUCGCAUCCACACAAUGCUUCCUCAUUAGCACAUUCCUUGACUAACCGAAAGCGAAAUCAUUGAUUGAUAAAUUAUAGAAGAAAAUUUAUUAAAAGAGGGGUACUUUAAAAAUGAUUUAUCAGUUUUUAACUGUACAUUUAAUUUAAAACUCAUAAGAUUCAUCAUAUCCAAAGAACUGUUCUCCAUUCAUUGAUUCUAUGUUUGAGUUGAAAUUCCAUCCGAUCAAAAGCUAAACGAAUUACAAAACAUUUAUCUAACGCUCAGCAACACACAAAUUCGAAAUGAGAAUGAAAAUUCGAAAUCAGAAACCAAACAAACGCAUUCGAUUCGAUUUGCUUGCUGCGCUUUGCUCGCUGCAGGAUAUUUGCCUGAAGGACCUGCCUCCGCC
Messenger RNA from Drosophila ficusphila, 4588 nucleotides. RefSeq names its product rho guanine nucleotide exchange factor 7 (gene RtGEF). Gene Ontology annotation, molecular function: protein binding; guanyl-nucleotide exchange factor activity. NCBI's taxonomy places the organism in Eukaryota, Metazoa, Arthropoda, Insecta, Diptera, Drosophilidae. The record is from RefSeq and is a predicted model, not a curated record. The coding region runs from base 484 to 4089 and encodes 1201 amino acids. The transcript has 6 exons.